Sebastes umbrosus (honeycomb rockfish) is the source of this 519-nucleotide messenger RNA. Its product is annotated as soluble scavenger receptor cysteine-rich domain-containing protein SSC5D-like. Lineage: Eukaryota; Metazoa; Chordata; Actinopteri; Perciformes; Sebastidae. The transcript has 6 exons. Bases 1 to 519 code for a protein of 172 amino acids. Gene Ontology annotation, cellular component: membrane. The record is from RefSeq and is a predicted model, not a curated record.
AUGGAUCACCUGCUGCUGCUGUGGAGCUCAGGCUGCAGACCUGAUGAGGCUAAUCAGCAGCAUGAGACACACCUGGGCCAGCACACACAGAGCAGAGAGACGGUCUACCUGGACAUCAUGGAUCACCUGUUGGUGCUGCUGCUGCUGCUGCUGUGGAGCUCAGGACUCCAGGCUGAAGAAAAUCACAACUCAACAGAGUCCGUCAGGUUGGUGGGAGGAGACAGUCGCUGUGCAGGAACACUGGAGCUGAAACAUCAGAGAGGCUGGAGACCAGUGGAUGGCCGUUACUCUGGCUGGACCCUGAAGGAAGCAGCAGCUGCCUGCAGAGACUUGGACUGUGGCUCUGCUGUUUCUGUAGAACAGAGAAAGGAGUCCUCAGUCAGAUCUGUGUGGUUGAUCAGGUCUGUCUGUGUUCAGUCUGGAUAUACUCUGAGGGAGUGUGCAACAUCAGAUUCCUCUAGCUCCAUCCUGAAUCUCACCUGCUCAGGAGUCCCCUCGGCCAACCAGCAACCAGCCUGA